Messenger RNA from Tuber melanosporum (Perigord truffle), 1998 nucleotides. RefSeq lists its product as uncharacterized. Bases 322 to 1998 code for a protein of 558 amino acids. The transcript has 2 exons. NCBI's taxonomy places the organism in Eukaryota, Fungi, Ascomycota, Pezizomycetes, Pezizales, Tuberaceae. The record is from RefSeq and is a predicted model, not a curated record.
GUAUUCGAGUACAAUAGCACAGUCAGGUUGGAUCAGCCAAACUACUCGAGUACCGGUACAGUACUAGCGGUAACCCGUAAUUGAUAAAACAAGAGGAAUUUCCCGUACUUUUGCUAAUUUCGGGAUUUUCCUUCUUCCAUCUUUCUUUCCUUCUUCCGCCCCCUUAACUUUAAUCAAAGAAUUGAGCACCGCACCGCUCCGGGAAUAGAGCACAGUACAUUACGCGACCUCCCGCCAACUCGAGAACAAAAGAGAGAAAUGUCGAAUAGAGACAGGUUCGAAGACACAAUUCCCCUCCGAGAGCCAUACCAGCACCACACAAUGCUCGACCCGGACGCCAAAUCCAGCCCCACCUUCCCUCUCCACCGCAAAAAGCGAAGGAUAGACUACUGGGCGUGGGAAUGGCUCGCCAUCCUGGUCUCAUUCCUGGCCAUUGUCGCGAGCACGAUCGUGCUGUUGCUUUUCGAUGAUCGUGCGAUUCCGGCGUGGAGUUGGUCGUCCGGGGGCAUCAGUGUUAAUGCUAUAUUGUCGUUGCUGUCGACAUUGUCGAGGGCUUCCUUGUUGGUGCCUAUCGACGAGUGCAUGGGACAGUUGAUGUGGCUUUGGUUUUCGAAGAGGGAGAGGAGGUUGGCGGAUGUGGAGGUUUAUAAUCAGGCCUCGAGGGGCCCAUUGGGGGCCCUGAAGUUGUGCUGGAGGCAGAAGGGGUGGGGUCUGGGAUGUUUGGGGGCCCUCCUAAUGGUUUGCUCAAUGGGACUCGGCGUUGCACAACAGCAACUUCUCUCAUACCCCAACCGCUCCAUAAUCCAACCCAACUCAACCUCAACGGUGACCCGCGCCGAGCGCUUCGACACAUACCAAAACGUGACCACUUCCGGCACGACCACUCCGGAGAUCUCCUUCUCUCUCCUCUCAUCAAUCUACAACGCUGCGCUCUCCGGCUCCUCCACGGGGAAAUUCUCUACGGUGAACCAACCAUUCUUCACCUGCACUAGUGGGAACUGCGAGUUCCCGCCGUUCGCAACGCUAGCAGUGUGCAGCGAGUGCUUCGAUGUCAGCGACAAAGUGCAGUCCAGCUGCGACGCGGACAACCUCUGCACGGCCGAGUUCGGUGGGAUGAGGGCGCAGAGCUGGCAGCAGCCGGAUAACAACAACAUCAACACCAUCCUGAACCAGACCUACCUCGCUUUAGGCAGCUCGACCAUGCUGAAUAGCGGGGUUGCGAGCAGGAGUAGUCCGUUUUCCACCCUGGCGCAUUUGCAGGCUCGCAGCGAGAACGGAAAUUGGCCGCCGAAGUAUCAUGGUACGGAGUGUGCGCUCUUCUGGUGCGUCAAGACCGUGAGCGCGAAGGUUCAUAAGGGGGUUUACGCCGAAGAAGUCAUUUCUACGAAUACGGACAUUACCAACGGGACCAAUGGGGAGCGGAGCUUUUCGUUGACUAAUGGGACCCAGGUGACUUCCUUCGUGAUUACCCCACUGGCACAGGAGUCUAUUCAGGGUCCCAAGGGCGUUACGAAUCUCUUAUCAGGAUGGGCUAAGGGGUCAGGAUAUAGUCGUGUUUUCUCGUCGGACCUAAUGCAGGGCUUCAGCACUCAGGCGAAUGUGACGGAGGUGAUGUCCCGCGUGGCCACCGCCAUGACCAAUCGCGUUAGAGACUUUGACGGUCUGACCCCGCCGGUGAACGGAACGACUAUGGCGAAGCAGUCCUUCAUUCGUGUGAGGUGGCCGUGGCUCGCUUUCCCGGUGACACUUUGGGUCUUCUCCUUGAUAUUCUUGCUGACGAUCGUGGUCAAGAGCCGAGAGGGGGAGACGAAGUGGGGGAUGCGUGCUUGGGGUGCUAACUCACUGGCUCUGAUGUUUCAUGGGUUGGAUGAGGAUUCUAGGAAUCGUGUUCGCGAGGGCGAGUGGGAGGAAAUGGAGGAUCUUAGUGAGAGGUUGUGGGUGAAGCUUGAGAGGGGUGAUGAGGGGUUGAAGUUGAGAGCUCGGAGGAUCGAUGAGUAG